AUGACUGAACCAAUGCAACAACUUCGAAUUAUUGCACAACCCAAGGCAUUCUUUCGUGAAAGAUAUGGAAGCGAACUAGAUCAAGCUGAAAAUACAGCUAAACGUUACAUUCGUGCUGAAGAUAAUAAUCAGUUAAAUCUCGAAUAUCCAACUAUAGAGAGAAGCUAUCUUAAAAUGAAAUUAUUUAUUAAUACAAUUGAUGAUGAAGUAUAUCCGAAUAAUGAAAACCAAUGUUUAAUUAAAAUGAUUGUCGCACGUUGA
Rotaria sp. Silwood1 is the source of this 261-nucleotide messenger RNA. NCBI's taxonomy places the organism in Eukaryota, Metazoa, Rotifera, Eurotatoria, Philodinida, Philodinidae. The record is from the annotation of a GenBank genome assembly.